AUGUCUGGGAUUAACAAUUUCCAAACGCUGCUUGACCAGCAGGUCGGCACGCUCCCAAUCCGAUCGUGGCCAGCAGUAACAGACAGGCCGAAAAAGCAGAGACCUAUACCCAUUAGCUCCCUGCGCUUCCAGGGCGCUGCCUGGGCUACUGCUGGUGGAAGCAUGUACGCGACUUUGCAUGGUGUCUAUAGGAUUUUUCGAAAUUUCCGCGGAUUCAAAUAUAUCUGA
Molecule: messenger RNA, 228 nt
Organism: Penicillium canescens
Lineage: Eukaryota; Fungi; Ascomycota; Eurotiomycetes; Eurotiales; Aspergillaceae
Exons: 2
Coding region: 1-228 (75 amino acids)
Source: RefSeq, a predicted model, not a curated record